Messenger RNA from Conger conger (European conger), 960 nucleotides. RefSeq names its product olfactory receptor 52B2-like. Gene Ontology annotation, molecular function: olfactory receptor activity; G protein-coupled receptor activity. The record is from RefSeq and is a predicted model, not a curated record. The coding region runs from base 1 to 960 and encodes 319 amino acids. NCBI's taxonomy places the organism in Eukaryota, Metazoa, Chordata, Actinopteri, Anguilliformes, Congridae. Gene Ontology annotation, cellular component: membrane. Gene Ontology annotation, biological process: G protein-coupled receptor signaling pathway. The transcript has a single exon.
AUGUCGACCACAAACGACUCCAUCAUUAUACCAGCAGGAUUUUACAUUGGCGGAUUUAAGUAUUUAUAUUUUACCGAUUUAUAUUUAAUUUUCCUGGUAGUGGUUUAUGUUGUAACGGUCUUGUCCAACUCCUUUAUCCUUUCAAUCAUAUGGAUAGAUCAUCGCUUACACACUCCAAAGUAUAUUGCGGUGGCAAAUCUGGCAAUGGUCGACUUGCUGUUCAGUACAACCCUUAUUCCUAGUAUGAUCAAAGUGUUUCUUGUGAAAGAUAAUUUUAUUUCCUACAACGCAUGCUUGACACAAAUGUUCUUUUUUACCUGCUUUUUCGCAUUAGAGUCGUUUUCCCUCAGUGUACUUGCCUAUGACAGGUUAAUAGCGAUAUGUUUCCCAUUGAGACAAACCUCUAUCAACACAAACACCGUUAUGAUCGCUAUUUUAGUCACGAUUUGGUCAUUGUGUAUUAGUGCUCUCCUGUUCUCGACCAUAAUCCAGACCAGGCUGUCUUUCUGUAAGUCUGUAAUUGUGGAGAGUUACUUUUGUGACUACGUCGUUUUCAAACUAUCUUGCAAUGAUAACAGUUUACAGAGGGCCACUGCCUCUUCUCUGGGACUAGUUUUCGUAUUUGGGCCUCUUAGUUUAACAAGCAUGUCAUACUGCUGUAUUUUGACAGCCGUUUUUAGAAUGAAAAAUGUGGAGAGCAGGCACAAAGCGCUUCUAACUUGCACAGAACAUAUCAUUCUAGUGGCGAUUUUCUACGCGCCGAUCUUGACGGUGAUGAUCAAUGACCUUUUCUUCUUCAUCAUCGAUACGGAGGUCAGUGUGAUCAUCAUGUCUUUAGCUACGUGCAUACCACCCUGUCUGAACCCCAUCGUGUAUUCCCUGGCCACCAAAGAGAUCAAGAAUAGAGCAUCGGCUGUGCUCCAGAAAGUCAAGGUUGCAGUGUGGGCAGGGCAGAAGUAG